Messenger RNA from Lentinula edodes (shiitake mushroom), 2787 nucleotides. RefSeq names its product kinase-like domain-containing protein. Gene Ontology annotation, biological process: regulation of mRNA processing; spliceosomal complex assembly; protein phosphorylation. Gene Ontology annotation, molecular function: ATP binding; protein kinase activity. The transcript is spliced from 6 exons. The record is from RefSeq and is a predicted model, not a curated record. Bases 1 to 2787 code for a protein of 928 amino acids. Lineage: Eukaryota; Fungi; Basidiomycota; Agaricomycetes; Agaricales; Omphalotaceae.
AUGUCGUCAAAUCAGGCCUGCACGAACUACCAAUACGUCGUCACCUCAUCUGGACCAAAGAUUCUUCCUGUUGACGAGGCAUCUACCAAGUCUGAAGAAAGCCCUGCAGAUUACAAUGCAGGUGGUUAUCUUCCUAUAAAGCUCGACGAUACUUUCAAACAUGGCCGUUAUCGGGUCAUCAGAAAAUUAGGAUGGGGUCAUUUUUCGACUGUGUGGCUUGUCAAAGACCAAGAACUUGGCCGACACUCUGCUCUGAAGGUUGUCAAAUCUGCCGGACGAUACGCUGAGACUGCCAGAGAUGAGAUCAAGCUAUUAUCUCGUGUGGCUUCCUUUUCGCCUACUCAUCCGGGACGACAACAUAUAGUGUCUUUCAUCGACUCAUUCUCGCAUGCUACUCCAGAAGCGUCCCACGUCUGCAUUGUUUUUGAACCACUAGGAGAGAAUUUGUUGGCUCUGAUUGAACGUAACAAGAAGAAAGGCGUUCCUCGUGCCCUAGUCAAACUUAUAGCUCACCAGGUCCUCCUCGGGCUUCAGUACCUCCAUGACGAAUGUGAUCUUGUCCAUACUGAUAUAAAGCCGGAAAACAUUUUAAUAUCCAUACCCGAUAUCGAAGCACAUAUUUUCAAUGAGCUUUCCCAAUGCCCCUCUCCGACCUCUCGCAGAGUCGGUGUUCCCUUACCAACAAAGUCGAGAUCCGGGGUAACCGUUUCUUUGAGUCAGCGCGGUAGCCGCCGUCAAGUUCAGAUUUUUGACUCACAACCGUUAUCAAGUCCAGGACGUAACAGCUUGAGUAUGAGCUUUGGCCGAUUUGGAAGCGGUGGUAGUACUGCUACCAGUCCGAAUGGGAGCUAUAUAAGCCAGAACAUGCCUAUCAAUAGUUCUAUUGCCGGAAGCGCGGUUCCCAAGAUGAGCACCAGUGCACCGAAGGUGCCGAGUGGCCUCUCUUCGUCAAAUCUAGGUAUUGAACCUCUGACUAUCAGUAAAUCAACGCCCAAUAUCAAUCCCACCCAAAUUGCCCCCAUUGCACCCAUUAGCUUAAAUUCUCCUUCUGGUACAUCUUCAUCUUCAUCAUCGAUCGCAUCUACAUCAGCAUCUACCUCCAAUGGUGCAGAAACAUGCAGUAACUUCAGCACACCUCCCACAUCCUUGUCACAUUCCCUAGGAAAUGUACUCGGUAAUUCAUUGAUGUUGUCGUGGACCGCUCCCCACCCGAAAGAAGAUCUGGGAGUAGGCGAGAAAAGCUUAAGACCCACCGAAUCUAUCGCUAUACCGAUCAACGGGAAGAAAGGUAAAGGGAAGGCGGUUACUACGAUCGACCCUUCAGAUACAACAUCACUUUCGUGGAAGGACAAGCUCGCGAUAAGUGGCGCAUCAUGGAAAGACCGGAUAUCCGCUUUUUCCUCGUCUUCCUCCCACAAAUCAUCCCUAAGCAGCAGUAAUUCCCAAGUAAGCCGUCCAACGCAGGGGCAUUCACGAUCACAUUCAGGUUUACCUGGAUCAUGGAAAGAUCCAGGACUUGCUGCACCAGCGCCCGCGGUUGUGGUUUCUGCCGUCAUCACGGCUGAUGGCGAGAAGGAUGGCGACUUUUUCCAGAUAGCUGGGGCUAGUAGUAGUCUGUCCGGGAGUAGCAUUAGCUCCUCUUCCACUGUGUCUCAAAGCUCCUCUGCUACAACGACGCUGGCAAGACCCUCUCCUUCUGGUACUGCCCGUCCUUCACCAGAACCUACUCCCAUCACAUCCCAAAUUAAACCUCUUCCUGAUAUUACUAUCUCGACCCAACCCCGAGUCGAACAUAAACUGCAAAAUCCCAAUCAUCCUUCUUUACUCUCCCAGACCGCCCCUCCCAGAGAUAAUGCGACGUCAUUCGAUAUUCAAGAGACUGAACGCUUUCGCUCUUCUCCCCAGCUACAUGGCUCUCAAAUAUCUGCCCACAUGAAUCAACUCCCUCCUCCCGAUUACCCAUCCACUGCUUCUUUCCAACCCCCAACGCUUGUUUCUGUCGCCGAACCCACAAAACCUAAGAAUAAAUCUACACACUCACAGCGUAAAUCAUCCUCUCAUAAGGUCGCUCCCAUUGAAAUAAAAGUGCAACAAUCUCCUCCCACUCCUCCGCCGUCACCAAAUCCGUCUUUCGUUUCCCCCUCGGUGCACUCUCCGCUUACUGACGUGAAUAUAAAUCAGUCAGCAACUCAGCCGGUGGACGUCCCGUACCAUCCACUUCCACCACCUCCACCUCCUACGUUUUCUCCACCCGUCUCCAUAAAGAUUGCCGAUUUAGGGAAUGCCACACCCUCGAAAAAACAUUACACUGAGGACAUACAGACAAGACAAUAUCGUGCGCCAGAGGCUAUCAUAGGCAGAAAGGAUUGGGAUGCCCGAGCAGAUAUAUGGAGCGUUGCCUGCGUGGUAUUUGAACUCUUGACUGGGGAGUACCUCUUUGAUCCCCAAGCCCAGGGAGGACUUUUUACCAAAGAUGAUGAUCAUAUGGCUCAGAUCAUCGAACUGAUUGGUGACUUCCCUCUGACAUGCAAGAUGGGGGGCAAGUACAGUCGGGAUUUGUUCGAUCAUACCGGCUCGUUGCGAUAUAUUAAAUCACUCAAACCUUGGCCUCUUAAACGUGUUAUGACUGAGAAGUAUUCUUACUCUGAUUCGGACUCGGAGGCACUGUGCGGGUUCCUGUUACCGAUGCUCGCGACUGAUAUGAAGAAACGCGUUCAUGCGCGGGAUAUAAUUGACCAUGAGUGGUUAACGGUUACCGAAGCUGACGACACCACAGGAGAGUGGUAA